Molecule: messenger RNA, 878 nt
Organism: Dermacentor silvarum
Lineage: Eukaryota; Metazoa; Arthropoda; Arachnida; Ixodida; Ixodidae
Product: muscle-specific protein 20
Exons: 4
Coding region: 121-681 (186 amino acids)
Biological process (GO): actomyosin structure organization
Molecular function (GO): actin binding
Source: RefSeq, a predicted model, not a curated record
AGGCACCUUGGCCGCAGCGCAUCCCAACACAGUGCCCAGUCGGAGUCCAGUGCUUGCCCCGAACGCACCGAGGAACAACCUUUCGCUUAGCGCACGCUACCAACACACAACACAGAAGCCAUGGCUAACCGCGGACCCGCCUACGGACUCAGCGCCCAAGUCCAGAACAAGAUCGCUGGCAAGCGUGACCCAGCUCUGGAGGACAGCAUCAUGCAGUGGAUGAGCGCCAUCCUUGGUCAGCCUCUGCCCAACGGUGACUUCGGUGACAUCCUCCGCGACGGUGUCGUUCUCUGCAACCUGAUGAACAAACUGAUGCCCGGAUGCAUCCCCAAGAUCAACACCUCCGGCGGACAGUUCAAGCUGAUGGAGAACAUCACCCACUUCCAGAACGCCGCCAAGGCCUGGGGCGUGCCCGAAAUCGACGUCUUCCAGACCGUCGACCUGUGGGAGAAGAGGAACAUCCCCCAGGUCGCACAGUGCCUGAUGGCCGUUGGCCGCGCUUGCUACAUGCACCCCGAGUACCGGGGACCCUGCCUGGGACCCAAGCCCGCCGAGGAGCAGAAGCGCGAAUGGACGCAGGAGCAGCUGCGUGCCGGUGAAGGCAUCAUCAACCUGCAGUACGGCUCCAACAAGGGCGCCACCCAGAGCGGCCAGAACUUCGGCAACACCCGGCACAUGUGAAGCGCUCGCCAAGUUUCCCGACCCGCACGCUUCUCGACACACGCAACAACAAGAUCACGUGUCAUCUUACGCUUGCCGCCAAGCUGCUGCCCAAAGUCGAAGAAGAAAAAGCAUCCGUGCGACAGCCUGAUGCAACCGUACAAGAGACUGUACACAUUAUUAAGUUAUUGUUAAAAAAAAUGACACUUUUAUCUUGA